This is a messenger RNA of Rhinichthys klamathensis goyatoka, 2739 nucleotides long. RefSeq names its product acyl-CoA synthetase long chain family member 6 (gene acsl6). The transcript has 21 exons. Gene Ontology annotation, molecular function: arachidonate-CoA ligase activity. NCBI's taxonomy places the organism in Eukaryota, Metazoa, Chordata, Actinopteri, Cypriniformes, Leuciscidae. The record is from RefSeq and is a predicted model, not a curated record. Gene Ontology annotation, biological process: long-chain fatty-acyl-CoA biosynthetic process; very long-chain fatty acid metabolic process; long-chain fatty acid metabolic process. The coding region runs from base 175 to 2343 and encodes 722 amino acids. Gene Ontology annotation, cellular component: endoplasmic reticulum; membrane.
CAUCAUCAUCAUCCUCGCGUGAGGGAGGAGACAGGAGGCGAGACUCAGACCUGUCUGUCGCUCUCGGGCCUGUGGACCAGCAUCCCUCUCUCCCCCCCUCUCUCUCUCUCUCUCUCUCUCUCUCUCUCCAUGCAGCAGUGUGUCGGAUUGAACUACGCUCUCCAUGACUGAGACAUGCUCGCCUUCGCUUUAGUCGCUGGAUCUGUGUGGGUUGUUCUAGAGCUCAGCUCCACUCUGAUGGAGAAGAUGCAAUCUCGGGAUCUUCUGCUGGGUCUUCAUCUGCCGGAGCUGGAGGAUCUGGGUGAGUUUAUCCGUUCUCUGCCCACCUCGACUCUGCUGGGUCUGGGUGCGCUCACUGCGGUUCUGGCCUACUGGAUCUCCCAUCGCCCGCGAGCCAUCGUCCCACCCUGCGACCUGCGGCAUCAGUCCAGAGAAGAGCAGAUGGGAGACGGCGCUCGACGGUCCAUGAUGGGCAGCGGCUCCGAGCUUCUCUCCUACUACCAUGAGGACGCCAAGACCCUGUACGAGGUGUUCCAGCGAGGCCUUCACAUCACGGGUGAUGGACCGUUUUUAGGCUCCAGACUCCCCAAUCAACCCUACAAAUGGCUGUCCUAUAAAGAAGUGUUCCGCAGGGCAGAAGACUUGGGCUCGGGUCUGUUGUCUCAGGGAUGUCAGCCCAAUACGGCUCAGUUCAUCGGGGUAUUCGCACAGAACAGGCCUGAGUGGAUCAUCUCUGAGCUGGCGUGCUACUCGUACUCUAUGGUGGUGGUGCCGCUUUACGACACACUCGGACCCGACGCCAUCCGCUACAUCAUCAACACGGCUGAAAUCGCCACAGUAAUCUGUGAUAAACCAGAGAAAGCCACAGUGCUUCUGGGAAAUGUCCAGAGAAGAGAGACGCCCGGUCUGAAGAUGAUCAUCCUCAUGGAUGCGUUUGAAGCUCAGCUGGUGGAAGAAGGACAGAAGUGUGGCGUUCACAUCCAGGCGCUGAAAGAUGUGGAGGCUCUGGGUCGAGAUCACUACAGGAAACCAGUGCCGCCGGCACCAGAUGACCUGUCCAUCGUCUGCUUCACCAGUGGAACCACAGGAGAUCCGAAGGGAGUGAUGCUGACCCACGGCAACGUUGUCGCAGACUUUGCUGGCUUUCUGAAAGUGACAGAUAAAGUCAUCUUUCCGAAUCAAGACGACGUUCUCAUUUCCUUCCUGCCUCUUGCUCACAUGUUCGAGAGGUUGAUUGAGUCCGUGGUGAUCUGCCAUGGCGGGAGGAUUGGCUUUUUCCAAGGCGAUAUCCGACUUCUUCCUGACGACAUGAAGGCUCUCAGACCCACGAUAUUUCCCGUGGUGCCGCGUCUCCUGAACCGCAUGUAUGACAAGAUCUUCAGUCAGGCCAACAACUCCGUCAAGCGCUGGCUGCUGAACUUCGCGGCCAAGAGAAAAGGUUCGGAGGUGAGCCGCGGCGUCAUCCGCUGCGACAGCGUCUGGGACAAGAUCUUCUUCCACAAGAUCCAGGCCAGUCUGGGUGGCAGGCUGAGGAUGAUCAUCACUGGAGCAGCUCCGGCGUCCCCGUCCGUCCUGGGCUUCCUGAGAGCAGUGUUGGGCUGUCAGGUGUACGAGGCAUACGGACAGACGGAGUGCACCGCUGGAUGCACCUUCACCACACCUGGAGACUGGACGUCCGGUCAUGUAGGAGCUCCGCUGCCCUGUAACCUCAUUAAACUGGUGGAUGUGGCUGAGAAGAACUACUUCGCUGCUAAAGGAGAGGGCGAGGUUUGUGUGAAAGGUCCAAAUGUCUUCAAGGGUUAUCUGAAGGAUCCCGUGAGGACGGCGGAGACGCUGGACACAGACGGAUGGCUUCACACCGGAGACAUCGGGAAAUGGCUGCCGAACGGCACCCUGAAGAUCAUCGACCGGAAGAAGCACAUCUUUAAGUUAGCGCAAGGAGAAUAUAUUUCCCCAGAGAAAAUAGAAAACAUCUACAUCCGCAGUGAGCCCGUGUCUCAGCUGUACGUGCACGGAGACAGCCUGCAGUCGUGUCUGGUGGGAAUCAUCGUCCCGGAUCCCGAGGUCUUUCCCUCAUGGGCUCAGAAGAAAGGCUUUGAAGGAUGCUUCGACGAGCUGUGUGAAAAUAAAGACCUGAAGAAAGCCAUCCUGGAUGACAUGGUGCGUUUGGGAAAAGCUAGUGGCCUCCAUUCAUUCGAACAGGUUAAAGACAUCCACAUUCACAAAGAAAUGUUCUCCAUACAAAACGGAUUGCUGACCCCCACUUUAAAAGCCAAGAGACCCGAGUUGAAGGAGUAUUUCAAGAUGGAAAUCGAACAACUGUACAGCAACAUCUCCAUGUAAUAGUUCCGUCACCAAAAGAUGAGGACGUUUUAUCGACAUUGGCAUUCCUUCACUAUUUGUUCUUCCUCGCUCAAAACUAGCAGGCACUAAAUGCUCCGAAUGAGCCAUGGGCGUCAAGACCACGCAUGAGCUUACUCGCAUUAAACGAGUAAUUCCCCUUGGGCCGCUGGUGGCGAGCUGCGUCCAGAUGGAGUCGUCCUCAGAAAGCAGAAGCAGAUCCAGCUAGCAUGCAUGCUUGACUCCGAGGAGAGCAACUAGCCCAAAGUUCACCUCCAUUCAUGUUUCGUUUGUGGGUCCAAAGGGAACUCCAGUGGCACAUUCCCAGCUAAAAGCCAUGCAUGCUGUGUUCCGGCGUUCCAUGACUGACAUUCCCAGGUCCUUACGGCAUCAGAAGAC